Molecule: messenger RNA, 3430 nt
Organism: Humulus lupulus (European hop)
Lineage: Eukaryota; Viridiplantae; Streptophyta; Magnoliopsida; Rosales; Cannabaceae
Product: transcriptional repressor ILP1
Exons: 6
Coding region: 51-2903 (950 amino acids)
Biological process (GO): mRNA splicing, via spliceosome; spliceosomal complex disassembly
Cellular component (GO): nucleus; U2-type post-mRNA release spliceosomal complex
Molecular function (GO): DNA binding
Source: RefSeq, a predicted model, not a curated record
UUUCCCACUCAUCGAAUCCCUUUCUCUAUCACCAGUCAACACCACCCCCAAUGAGCAGCAGAGCCAGAAACUUUCGCCGCCGUGCCGGAGACGACGACGAAGAAGACGACUCUAACAACAUCAAUGGACCUUCAACGACCGCAAAAACUACUACUGCCACCACCAAUUCCAAGACUUUAUCAAAACCCUCCUCGAUCUCUACUUCCAUGGCGGUCACCAAGUCCAAAAAGCCUACUAAUCAAGCUCCAAAGCUCCUCAGCUUUGCUGACGAUGAAGAGAAUGAAAUCCCUUCUCGCUCAUCUUCGAAACCCUCCAAUUCGAACAAGUCCUCUUCUCGUAACAGUAAGCUCUCCUCGUCGCACAAGAUGACCACGCUUAAAGACCGUUUGGGUCAUUCUUCUUCUGCUUCUCCUUCUAUGACCUCCAAUGUCCAACCCCAGGCGGGUACUUACACCAAAGAAGCUCUCCGCGAACUCCAGAAGAAUACUCGGACGCUUGCCAGCUCUCGACCCUCCUCAGAAUCGAAACCCUCGUCCGAACCCAUCAUUGUGUUAAAGGGUUUGGUCAAGCCUGCCGGUUCAUUAUCGGAGACGGAGAAAGAAGCGGAUGCAUUGGACUCCGAUGAUGACCGGGGUGAAGAGAAAGGGGCUAGUUUGUUUAGGAAGGACAGAGACGACGCCGAGGCUCGAUUGGCUUCGAUGGGGAUUGGGAAAGGUAAGGAUAAGGAUUCAUCUGGAUCGUUGAUUCCUGAUCAAGCGACUAUAAAUGCUAUUCGGGCGAAGAGAGAACGGUUGCGACAGUCGAGGGCAGCGGCCCCGGACUUUAUCUCGUUGGAUGGAGGGAGCAACCAUGGGGCGGCGGAGGGUUUGAGCGAUGAGGAGCCGGAGAAUUUAAGCCGAAUUGCAUUGAUCGGGGAGAAGGUGGAUGGAGCAAAGAAGGGUGUUUUUGAUGUGGAUGAUGGAGCAAUGGAUUUGGGGUUGAGGAAAGAGAUUUCGGAGGACGACGAAGAUGAAGAGGAGGAAAAAAUUUGGGAGGAAGAACAAUUUAGGAAGGGGUUAGGGAAGAGGAUUGAUGAUGGAGUUAGUAGAGUUGGCAGUAAUGUUGCUCCUGUGGUUCAAAGUAUGCCCCAGCAGAAGUUUACUCACCCAGCAGUGUCCCAAACUCUACCAGCUAGUACUAGCAUAGGUGGGGCACUUGGAGCAUCACAAGGUUUGGGCAUGAUGUCGAUAUCUCAGCAAGCUGAGAUUGCUAGGAGAGCUUUGCAAGAUAACGUGACGAGACUAAAGAAAACUCAUGACAGAACUGUGUUGUCACUGAAUAAGGCUGAUGAAAAUUUAGCUGCCUCACUAUCGAAUAUCACUGCUCUUGAGAAAUCUUUGUCUGCUGCUGAUGAGAAGUACAAAUAUAUGCAAAGACUUCGAAAUUUUGUUUCUCUUAUAUGUGACUUGCUUCAGCAUAAAGCUCCCUAUAUUGAGGAACUUGAAGAGCAAAUGCAAAAGCUUCAUGAAAAACGUGCAUCAGCUAUUGUCGAAAGAAGAGCUGCAGAUAAAGAUGAUGAAAUGAUGGGGGUGGAGGCAGAGGUUAAUGCAGCAAUGUCUGUUCUUAGCCAAAAAGGUAGCAGUGUUGAUAUAGUUGCAGCAGCCAAGAUUGCUGCACAGGCUGCGUCUUCUGCUUUAAGUGAGCAAGCAAAUCUACCAGUAAGAUUAGAUGAAUAUGGCAGAGAUAUGAACCUGCAGAAACGCAUGGAGAUGAAAGGGAGGGCUGAUGCUCGUCAACGCAGAAAAGCUCGGUUGGAUUCUAAGAGGUUAUCCACAAUUGACGUGGAUGGUCCCUAUCAGAGAAUUGAAGGAGAAUCAAGCACAGAUGAGAGUGACAGUGAGAGUACAGCGUACAAGUCACAAUUUGAAACAUUGCUCCACACUGCUGAUCAAAUUUUUAGUGAUGCAUCUGAAGAAUAUUCCCAACUUUUAGUAGUUAAAGAAAGGUUCGAAGAGUGGAAGAGAGAUUACUUAUCAACGUACAGAGAUUCUUAUAUGUCAUUAAGUGUUCCUUCCAUAUUCUCUCCCUACGUGAGGCUGGAGCUAUUGAAGUGGGAUCCACUGCACGAGAAAACAGAUUUCUUAAAUAUGAACUGGCAUUCAUUGUUAAUGGAUUAUGGUUUGCCAGAAGAUGGGAGUGGUUUCGCACAUGAUGAUGCUGAUGUUAACCUUGUUCCUGAACUGGUGGAAAAGGUUGCCCUCCCUAUUUUGCAUCAUGAAAUUGUUUAUUGCUGGGACAUGCUUAGUACACAUGAGACAAAGAAUGCAGUUGCAGCCACAAGCUUGGUGACAGAUUAUGUGCCAGCUUCUAGUGAUGCUCUAGCUGAUUUAUUAGUUGCUGUUCGAACUCGUCUAGCUGAUGCUGUCGACAAUCUUACGGUCCCAACAUGGAGUCCCCAUGUAAUGCAAGCUGUGCCUAAUGCUGCAAAAGUUGCAGCAUAUCGCUUUGGCAUGUCUGUCCGUUUGAUGAAAAACAUUUGCUUGUGGAAAGAAAUCUUAGCAUUGCCAGUUUUGGAAAAGCUUGCUCUUGAUGAGCUUUUGUGUGGAAAAGUUCUACCUCAUGUUCGAAGUAUUGCAGCAAAUGUUCAUGAUGCAAUUACGAGAACCGAAAGGAUAGUUGCUUCUUUAUUUGGUGUUUGGGCAGGUCCAAGUGUCACCGGGGGGGAUCGCAGACGCAAGUUGCAACCCUUGGUGGAUUACGUCCUACUACUCGGAAAAACUCUGGAGAAGAAACGUGCAUCGGGUGUGAGUGAGAGUGAAACUAGUGGACUUGCACGCCGGUUGAAGAAGAUGCUGGUUGAGCUUAAUGAGUAUGACAGUGCUAGGGACAUAGCUAGGAACUUCCAUCUGAAAGAGGCAUUGUAAACAGCAUAAGAAGCUGAAAGGAAAGAGCUAGAGAUAGAGAGUUUCAUAAAGAUUGCAAAAAGUAGGACGUGGGAUAACAUUAGAACUCAUUCAAACGCGGAGAUGGCACUUUGACUUGGACUAAAACAUGACCACAUUUGAGACCUCAAAUUUCAAGUUAAUUGCGAAAAAUAGAUGUUUAGGGGAGAGAGAAUACAUGUAAGUUUUGGGGGAGGGUGUAAUUCUUCGAACGAGUCAUGGCUCUGGCCUACUGUACUUUCACUUGUUUUGAAUGUAGGAGUGCGUGGCCUAACCCAAACUCAUCGAUACAUACUUGAUUUCAGUCCAGAUUUUACCCACUUAGAGCACUCCCAAGAGUAGAUUCUCUAUAUUUCUUUACAAAAAAAAAAAAAUGAUUUAGAGAGAGAGAGAGAAAGAAUGAUGAAUACAAUGCCACACCAUAUUUAAUGGCAAACGUAGACAAUGACAUAAUGACUUUUCAUAUAAUUAUAAUUAAGGGGAAGUUUGUUACCCCGUAUUAAGUCUUA